This is a messenger RNA of Fomitopsis serialis, 714 nucleotides long. RefSeq names its product acyl-CoA N-acyltransferase. The record is from RefSeq and is a predicted model, not a curated record. The coding region runs from base 1 to 714 and encodes 237 amino acids. NCBI's taxonomy places the organism in Eukaryota, Fungi, Basidiomycota, Agaricomycetes, Polyporales, Fomitopsidaceae. The transcript is spliced from 2 exons. Gene Ontology annotation, molecular function: acyltransferase activity, transferring groups other than amino-acyl groups.
AUGCAUCCUCUACAGGUCAACCCCACCACAGGUGAGCCGUACCUACGGCUGCCGAGUCCUCAUAGCAACAUUAUCGUUACCCCUCCGCGAAUGAGCGAUGUGGAUGCGAGCGUUCGCGAGCUAAACGAUCGCAAAGUCGUGGACUGGCUCAUAGGACCGCCCUACCCAUACCUUCCGUCCCACGCAGAGGAGUGGGUAGCAACUGCUAAGCAGGCGUCCGACGCGAUUCUGGCAGACCUGCAGCGAGACGAACCGAACAAGGCAAGGAGCCCGUUAAAAUUUGUGGGGGGAUGUCCAGUACACCGCUUGCGAGAAGUGGGCGAGGACGGAACCGAUACGUUCGUCGGUGACAUCAGUUUUCGUCGCUGCGCAUUUCCACACGAAGGCGAGGAACAAAGUGUACGCUGCGAGGAGAACGCAGCACGCGCAGUCGGUGACCCGUCCAUCGUCUGGUGUGUCGGCUACUAUACGGCCAGCUCUCACCACGGGCGAGGCAUCAUGAGCGCUGCAUUCCGCACACUCAUGACGGAAUGGGCGAUCCCCCGGAUGAACGUACGAAUCAUGCGGGUCGAAACAUAUAGAGAGAACGUUGCGAGUGCGCGUGUCUUUGAGAAGUUUGGUUUUGUGCAGGAGCGGGUUGCGGACGAUGUGGUGACGACGAACACGGGGGCGGUAUGGCAUGGCGUUCGCCUGCUGUGGUGGAGACAUCCGUGA